Molecule: messenger RNA, 874 nt
Organism: Ornithorhynchus anatinus (platypus)
Lineage: Eukaryota; Metazoa; Chordata; Mammalia; Monotremata; Ornithorhynchidae
Gene: ENY2
Product: ENY2 transcription and export complex 2 subunit
Exons: 5
Coding region: 88-378 (96 amino acids)
Biological process (GO): positive regulation of DNA-templated transcription; poly(A)+ mRNA export from nucleus; regulation of transcription by RNA polymerase II
Cellular component (GO): nuclear pore; DUBm complex; SAGA complex
Molecular function (GO): transcription coactivator activity; chromatin binding
Source: RefSeq, a predicted model, not a curated record
GGGCGGGGGGAGGGGCGUCCCUUCCGGCUCCCAGGGAGCGCGCGCUCGGGCGGCAGCAGAUUUGCUGUUGAAAUUUACAUUAGCAAAAUGAACAAAGAUGCACAGAUGAGAGCUACAAUCAACCAGAAACUGAUAGAAACUGGAGAACGGGAACGCCUUAAGGAGCUGCUGAGAGCAAAAUUAAUUGAAUGUGGCUGGAAGGAUCAGUUGAAGGCCCACUGUAAAGAUGUGAUCAAAGAAAAAGGACUGGAGCAUGUUACUGUCGAUGACUUGGUGACAGAAAUCACACCAAAAGGCAGAGCCCUGGUACCAGACAGUGUGAAGAAGGAGCUGUUACAGAGAAUAAGAACCUUCCUGGCACAGCAUGCCAGCCUCUAAGGUUGAAUUGAAUCUUGUAUAUAUGUGUCUGUACGUUAGAAUUAUUGAGACAUGCCACUAAAUAGGAAUUCCAGAAUAUAAAUUCAUUUUUGGUAUGUGAACUUUCUUAAACUUAUGUUAAGAAAAAACUUUUUGUGAAUGAGUCUGUUAAAAACUUUUAUUCUUUUUUCUUUUUCCAUUUUCUUCCAAAACAGGAAUAGUGAGUGAAACAUGAUUCAACUCCUCCUCAUUUUCCAGUUUUAACAUAUUGAUCAAAAGUGUGUCGGUGAAAAUUACCUCAGGUUUUUUUUGCUCUAAAUAUGAUCCCACUGCAAAUUGUACUCUGAAGGAUUUAGUAUGUAAUCUGCUAUUUUAAGGUAACUGUAAGGUAACUCUACUUUCCACUAAAUAAAGAGGGAAAAUGACCAAAGUUAUGGAUAGUGCAUUAUUAUCUAAAGUCAUCCUUUUAAGGAAAGGUGUGGAAGCAUAAAUUAAAAAUAAACUUUUGUUCUCUUGA